Saccharomycopsis crataegensis is the source of this 1314-nucleotide messenger RNA. RefSeq names its product Avt7p (gene AVT7). The record is from RefSeq and is a predicted model, not a curated record. NCBI's taxonomy places the organism in Eukaryota, Fungi, Ascomycota, Saccharomycetes, Ascoideales, Saccharomycopsidaceae. The transcript has a single exon. Gene Ontology annotation, biological process: amino acid transmembrane transport. The coding region runs from base 1 to 1314 and encodes 437 amino acids. Gene Ontology annotation, cellular component: fungal-type vacuole membrane. Gene Ontology annotation, molecular function: L-amino acid transmembrane transporter activity.
AUGGAAGAUUUGACAAAUGGCCCACCUUUGGCCUCCACAAUCUCUUCGAUUGCCAAUCUAACCAAAACUAUUGUUGGUGCUGGUAUGCUUGCCAUCCCUUAUGCCUUCAGAGCGGAUAGUAUUAUAUUUGGAAUAUUGAUCAUUUUGCUUGCUGGGGUGGCCUCAGGGUUUGGGCUCUACCUUCAAUUUAGAAGUUCCAAGUUUUUACCGCCAGGCCACGCCACUUUCUUUAGUGUUUGUUCCAUCACAUACCCUAAGCUAUCAGCGAUCUUCGAUUUGGCAAUUUUUUUGCAAUGCUAUGGGUGCUGUGUAUCGUACUUGGUGAUUGUUGGUGAUUUAUUACCAGACUUGAUCAAGCAUGAUAGCUUUCAAAGAUCUCAGGCGAUUUUGUCAAGCGCCAUCAUUAUCUUCCCUUUGCUUUACUUGAAAAGCCUUAACUCGUUGAAGUAUACUUCAAUGUUAGGAUUGGCGGCUAUCGCUUACCUUUUCCUUUUGGUAGUGGCACAUUUUGUCGUUGGUGAUGUUUCUAGUGAACUCAAGGGAGAAAUCAGGAUCAUUGAGCCUCUUGGGUUGGUUCCUAUGUUGUCGACUUUUUCAAUCAUCGUAUUUGCUUAUACUGGUCAUCAAAAUAUGUAUUCAGUUAUCAAUGAAAGUAAAGACAAAUCUACCAAGAACAUUUUGGUGAUUAUUGUGUCAUGUGUUGCCAUUUCAACGACGUUGUUUAUUAUCAUUGGUCUUGCUGGUUACUUGACUUUUGGUUCCAACGUUUCUGGUAAUGUGAUUUUGAUGUACGACAAUAAAUUACCAAAUAUUAUUGGAAGAUAUGCCACAAUCUUCAUGGUUAUUUUCUCUCUCCCAUUAAUGUUCCAUCCUUGCAGACUCAGUGCCAACAAUAUCGUGUAUUAUAUUCAAACUAAUUACUGUUCCCAAACCGAGAUGAAAACCAUUACCGAGGAUGAAGAAACUCCAUUGCUUCAAACUGACGAACCUUCUCCAUCAGAAAUGCAGCCGGUGAUUGUUCCGUUCUCAAAUAAGACUUUUAUUGUGUUGACCACUCUGUUAGGAUUAUUGGCAUAUGUUCUUGCCCUUAGCAUCAGCGAAUUUGCAUUGGUUCUCUCGUUGGUUGGGGCAACUGGGUCCACUACCAUUUCUUUUAUUCUUCCAGGGUUGUUUGGUUAUAAACUUCUUGCCAAUGAUCACACCGACAUCAAUUACAAGCAAGACAGAAUAUUCAAGCUUUUUUCAGUAGGAUUGACAUACUGGGGAUUCCUUGUGAUGUUUGUUUGUGUUGGUGCCACCCUUUUUUUCAAUUGA